AUGCAUUCCAUCUAUUCAAGACGCUUACCGAGCCGAUGGAUAAGGAUCCUCGCCCUGCAAGGCGGCUCCGGGACCGAUCCCAUCCAUGUUCGUCUCCAAGAGGCGGACAUUGACAAAUGGCCAACAUUUGCAGCGCUUUCCUACGUCUGGGGCGACCCAUCACAACGAGAGUACAUUUACAUCUCUGGCCAGGAGGUCUCCGUCACAAAGAGCCUAUUCGACGCUCUUCGGCACUUUCGGCUUCCCGACCAAGAAUUGCUGAUCUGGGCGGACGCCUUGUGCAUUAACCAGGAUGAUCUGGAGGAACGCGCAGAGCAGGUGCAGCUGAUGCGCGAGAUAUACUCUCGUUCCACAAGCGUCAUGGUCUGGCUGGGCCUCGAUACUGAUGGCCAAGCUGUAUGUGCCAUCCCCUUGAUUGAGUCGAUUCAUCAGGCUUGCGAAAAUCAUGCCAUGGCCAAAGGCGUCGAGCUACUCGACAUGGCUCACUUUACCCCGGCCACGCAAAAGUUCGAAGGUCUUGCAGGGGUUUCAAUCUCGGACAUCACUACUGUCGCAGAAAACACGAACCGACCCAAGCCUGAACUCGCAAGCUGGACGGCGCUGGGCUGGGUCUUGUCACGACAAUGGUUCACACGGGUAUGGUGCGUUCAGGAAAUCGUCCUGGCCCGGUCAUCCAAAGCCUACAUCGGAUCCCAUUCCUUGGACUGGAUCAAGCUCGGCGUCACCGCUGCCUGGCUCAGCGAGCAGAGUCUUGCCACCGACUACAACGUGCCGGACGAACUUGAGGGACUGAGCUGGGACACCGCGUACAGCAUGUUCGACACUGACGGGCUGUCCGAGUCCAGCCUGCUGGAUAUUCUCGUCACAUUCCGCGAUUUCGACGCCACAGACCCUCGAGACAAAGUCUAUGGCUUGCUGGGUCUUGUGGGCGAAGAAAAUCUCAAAGGAUUCCGAGGGGUAGACUACGGCAAAAGCGUUGUCGAUGUCUACGCUGAUGUUGUCAGAAUAUCUGUAGAAGCCAGCGGGAACUUGGCAUCCCUGUGCUAUGCGAAACACGGGCGUGAAUACGCACGCAACGGAUUCCCUUCCUGGGUGCCACGGUGGGAUAUCAGCGAAAACGCGUCCAACCUACUCUCCAGCCUGUUAUUGACCGCGUGGAAAGACGGAGACAGGCAUGGCUUGCCUAGCCUGGUAGCUUUCGAGCCUACCGCAGACGGCACGGUGGCGCUUUCUGGAGUCCGUUUUGACACUAUUGCCUGGACGACCGACAUACUCGACGUCGAGCACUUCAAAAAGGAGAUUCUCCCCUCGGAAGCUGCGAACCAUCCCUUCCUAGAAAUUUGGCACCGAGCAUCCUCCAGCAAGGGCUACGCAAUGUCUGUGUCCGCCGAUCGCCCUUUCGCCGGCAUCAUGGAAAUGGCUCUGACUCUCACUGCUGGAUUCACGGACGGAUAUGAGUUUGUCAUGGAUCUUGAGACCGAGAGCUUGAGUCAGUUCUAUGCCGACUUCCUCACGUACAUCGGACAACUAUUGGAUAGAGCCGGGGGCCGAUCGGACACGUUUGAUCCUCUUGAAAUCGCACUUUGCGAUGGCGACGCCACCCGUUUUCGAGUUGCUGCGUCACGGGCCUGUGACCAGCGACGCGUCUUCGAGACGUCGGCGGGCUUCUACGGUUUGGCCCCGGCAUGUGCAAAAGAUGGGGACGUUGUGGUCCUUCUUUAUGGGGGGCCGAUACCAUUUGUUCUGAGGCAGGUGGAUGAUGGCUGGGUCUUUUUGGGGGACAGCUUCAUCGGCCCGCUGAUGCCGGAGACGGCGGAUGAGAGUACCCGGAAGAUGUUUGGCGAUGAAGAAGUGUUCGUUUUGGUUUGA
Molecule: messenger RNA, 1869 nt
Organism: Colletotrichum higginsianum IMI 349063
Lineage: Eukaryota; Fungi; Ascomycota; Sordariomycetes; Glomerellales; Glomerellaceae
Product: heterokaryon incompatibility protein
Exons: 1
Coding region: 1-1869 (622 amino acids)
Source: RefSeq, a predicted model, not a curated record